AAAAAUUUAGGAAGGGACCCGAACCCCCAUCACCUCACCGAACCUAACCUCUUCUCCUUUCGCAACCAGGUGGGAGAGAGAGACACCCACGCCCCGGAGAUUCUUUGCAAGGUCUCACAGAUCAGGAACCAAGAUACUGGGAAUUCCAGUGACCCAAUCAUGUCUUUUAUUAAAGAAAGAGACAGUUCCAUCCUCUUGUCCAUUUCCAGCUUCUGCGACAUCCAUGGACCCAGUCCGAUUAUGGUUACGCAGGCACUUCCUGCUGGUUGCACAUCCUGUUUCGAAGACGAGAGCCUAAGCACACGACGACCCAGCACAGGUUCGAGAUCUCUAAAUCCAGCAGAUGGCCUGGCGGGCAUCACUCGAGCCGCAAGCAGAACGAACUCGGCUUCAUCAGAAAACGCGAACGCGACGCGACCGACUUUCCAAAACCGAACUUCCUCUCAAGCAUCUUCCUCGGCCAUUGAGACACCGCCAGAAAGUCCAAGAGUAUCAGCACUGCAGAGUGCGCAGUUCGCAAGCUUAAGUCGACGCGAUUCGAGCUUUCGCAGGACAUAUGACGAGAAUGACAAGAAGAGAGCUAUCCCUUGCGACAACUGCGCCCUUACUCUCCCUCCAAAGAACUCCACCAAGGAAGACUCCUCACCAACACAUAAUGAUAUUAAUGGACCUAUCCUCCGAACGCGCAGAGUCUAUGAGCGAAUCUCGAUUCAAGUCGAGCACCCCUCACCUCCAAAGUCCGAGUGCUCCAGCUCCUCUGAAUCCGAUAAUGCGAUCUCAAGAAAACCUGCACACAGGCGCACACGUUCUCGUACCCUAGUUCGAGUCGGCACUUCUUCCUCCAACUCCUCUUUCAAGUCUACCGACUCUCACGAACACUUUGUGGACUAUACCUCUAGUCACGAGCCCUUACAUCCAACCUCCUUUUCCAUCCUUCGCCAAUCCUGUCUCCGUACCCUUUCCUGCGAAACCCUCCCUCCUUCAACCAUCCAACCGAACUCUUCCCCAACUUCACCUUUCCUGAACAGCCCAUUCUCAAACUCGAUGUCUAUCCCUUCUGGUGGACCAAUCUUCUUCGGCGAUCCUCUAGCGGGCUACACAACCGCAUAUGUCUUUCGAAUCCCCGAUCCGAACGCUAGAGGAAGACGACGCGUCUACGCCCUCAUGGCACUAAGUACCCACCGUGAACGCGCCGCCAUGCAAACCUUCUCUCUCCUCUCAGCCGCGUUCCGCGAUCUCGCUGCCUGGAUCCAAGGACUCGCCGAAGCAGAACUCGAGAGAAGCGAGAACGCAAACAGUCCCAGACUAGGCGGCAACGACGAGCGCGGUUUCGGCGGAGGCAUGGGAGCCGGUGGUGGAGGAAGUACCCACAGCACGCCCACGAGCUCCUUUUUGAGCGGUAGGAACAGAGGUCUAGACGGUAUGCCGCGCAUGGUUACCAAAGCCAGAGGACUAGCCGAGAUUGUCGGUCUUCCGGACUUCUUCAUCGAGCUGCACGCUCGCUUCGUUAGGCUGCUCAUCCAGCUGGGUCUUCAGCUCGGCGUUUGAUGGAUGCUUCGAAAGGGAGGGGAGGGGAAUAAUGGUAAUGCAUAAUGUCUAGGCGUUAGAGAAUCACUCAGCGUUGGCGUUGGUCGGAAAACUGUUUGUUUAUUUGUUCAUUGUACUGUUUGAUAGCGUUUAGCGUUGCACCUCUUUUUGGAGAUUGUUUAGCGAUGCCUUAUGAGCGAGCUGAGCUGAUGGAUGGGAGCAGAGGGGAGAGAAAGAGAAGUGUUUUAGUACGAUACCGUGUCUGCGAGCGAGCGAGCUUAAUACCUAGGAAGAUAAAAUAAAGGGCUGUCAAAAGCAAAGUAGAGAGUGUGUGUAUG
Molecule: messenger RNA, 1865 nt
Organism: Mollisia scopiformis
Lineage: Eukaryota; Fungi; Ascomycota; Leotiomycetes; Helotiales; Mollisiaceae
Exons: 2
Coding region: 160-1548 (462 amino acids)
Biological process (GO): positive regulation of TORC1 signaling; positive regulation of GTPase activity
Cellular component (GO): cytosol
Molecular function (GO): GTPase activator activity
Source: RefSeq, a predicted model, not a curated record